Cladocopium goreaui is the source of this 1214-nucleotide messenger RNA. NCBI's taxonomy places the organism in Eukaryota, Dinophyceae, Suessiales, Symbiodiniaceae. The record is from the annotation of a GenBank genome assembly.
CCAUGCUGGGAGACGAUUGGUGUGUUUGUUGUUGCGCCAACCUGGCUGACAUUCUUCUGCAGUGCCCUUCCAAUCAUCGGAUCUAUUGCGCUGGCUGUUUCGAACGACUGGUAGAGGACGCGCGCCGGGCGAGGCGAGAGCUAAAAUGUGGCAAGUGCAUGAGGGGUUUGAAAGGCGGCAGAUAUUCCAUGCCUAUCAGUUGCGUUGAGGUGCAAUUGGAAGCCACCCGGAUUGCGGAUGUCUAUGCGGAUGGAAAAGCCUACCCCUGGGAAGUUCUGCUGGAUUUUGGCAGUCCCCAGGGCCCGGCAGACUUGGACACUAUGAGAAGCGUACGGGAGGCCAUGAGGAAAUGCCAGGCAUCGGGCUCUAGGACCAAACUGCGAGAGCAACUGCCAGAGAUGGAUGUUGAAUACGUUUUCUUAGAACUCAUCAAGACAGUCAACUUGCAUGAAGUGCUUCUGCAUCUGGAGCCGCUGAUGUGCAGAGCCAUGCCCCUGGCUGAAGUGACAACCCUUGGGGUCGCAGGAGCCAUUGCUGGUGCCUUCCUAGGACCAGCUGUGGCUGUGGUGGCCUGUCCCAUAUUGGCGGCUGCUGGAGGAAUGCUGGGAGAUGCCAUGGUGAGAGGCAAGGGACGGGCCUAUGCAAUAGUCGGCUGGCAGUGUCCCGAGCACACUGUGGUGAACGAAUGCGCAGAGCGGCUGGGAAUCAACCUCGAUGUCGAUGGCUUUAUGGAGGCGCGUGAGAAGUUUCAGCAACGAGUCGUUUGGGAAGAGUUGGAGGAUGCUGCCGAGACGAAGGAUGCCUCGCAGCAUGCAGCAUACAUUGCUGACUGGCAGCCAGUUCGCAACUUUUACGCUGCCACGUUGUGCGGCCCCUAUUUGCGCCAGUCCAAAGGUUGUGGGGACGGCCCUGGAAGUCAGAAAGAAGUAGGAAUCUACAUCAACGUCAUGAAGGUCAGGGGAAGUCCGAACGAAGACUGGAAGUUGGCAAGAUCAUGGUUUGGAAGUGCGAUGAACGCACCAGUGUCAGAUGGAGACACGCAAAAGGUGGAGGUAUAUACCCUGUACCUGUGAAGAUUGGCUCCAUGGGCCCAUUUGAUUUGUUGUUUUUUGUCACAAAAGAAGCUCCAUUCAAAUGAUGGGGAUGAUAUGGGAUGAUGAUUAAUGAUAUGAAAUUCAUAGAUGCCCGUGGGCAGUCAAACAAAACGAGUUCGG